Brettanomyces nanus is the source of this 402-nucleotide messenger RNA. RefSeq lists its product as uncharacterized. Lineage: Eukaryota; Fungi; Ascomycota; Pichiomycetes; Pichiales; Pichiaceae. The transcript has a single exon. Bases 1 to 402 code for a protein of 133 amino acids. The record is from RefSeq and is a predicted model, not a curated record.
AUGGCAUUUUCCAGUUCGAAGAGAGUGCAUUCUGAGCUUCCUGAGGCACCAGGAUGUGGUCACCAUGAAAGCAGUGAGGUGAAGGAAAAAGUGGAGGAUCGAAGAGAGGUGGGACCAAUUGAGAAGAGCAUAGUUGACAAGAUACAAGAAGAGUUUCAUCCCAGCCAUUUCGAAAUCCGGAAUGAUUCAUGGAUGCACCAGCAUCAUCGGGCAAUGCAAGGAGCCAAAAAUAUGAAGGAGUCGCACUUUAGUAUGGUGAUUGUCAGUGAUAAGUUCAGGGAGUUGAAGAGUUUGCCCUCGAGACACAGGUACGUUUACAAGGUACUCGAAGAGGAAAUGGUUAAUAGGGGUGUUCAUGCAAUCCAAAUGAAAACCAAGACGGUUGAGGAAUUUACGGAUUAG